This is a messenger RNA of Penicillium roqueforti, 1131 nucleotides long. RefSeq lists its product as uncharacterized. The transcript has 3 exons. The coding region runs from base 1 to 1131 and encodes 376 amino acids. NCBI's taxonomy places the organism in Eukaryota, Fungi, Ascomycota, Eurotiomycetes, Eurotiales, Aspergillaceae. The record is from RefSeq and is a predicted model, not a curated record.
AUGCCCAGGACAUUGCCCUGGCUUCGCGCUGAGAAUACCACCCCUGUGAAAAAAAAGUCAACACCGCGGAAGCGCGUGAAGACGGAACUUGCUGAUCGCGACCUCACUCCCAAAAACCCUCGAGUUUCUCCCCCCAGGCGUGAUUUCUUCAGAUCAUCCCAAAGCCCGCCGACCUCUCCCAUCAGACGUUGUCCAUCCGAAGAAUUUUUGAUUGAGGGUAUUGAACACGAUGACGGCUGGGUCAUGGUCGAGGACGAGUUCUACGCCGUCGCGCAAACAUUUACUCAACAUCUACAUCACGCCGAGUACCUGCGACGGCGAAAGCAGGUGAAAGCCGAACACGCAGCCGGGAUAAGAGAAAUUGAGAGGCCUACAGACGGGCGUACCUCACUACCAAAUGAGGUUGAGCGAAAAAGAGAAGCUGAAGCGCUGAGGGAGCGACAAAAAGCUGGACUCGCACAUAUAGGGGAUGGAGAAGUCGAGGAGAAAGAUGAAGAAGAUGAUGAUGAUGAGAGAUGGGCUGGAACACAUCUCCACGACCUUAUGACGAGCCCACGAAAAACCCGGUCUUUAGCGGGAGCUCACGCGCCAAAGUCCUCUACUAGAGCUGCUGCGGGCUUUGGACAAGCACCGACUUUGGCUACUGGACGAGCCCGGGUGAACAGUAUCGGAAGUUUCACUGCACCGUCAAGAGUAUCAGAAGUUAUAAGCAUUGAACUGGAUGAAGAGACGGCCUCGGGCUCGGAUGACAAUGACGAUGACGAUCUUGACCUAGAACCCCGGCCAGUGCUACCACCGCCCAAGGGAACAAAUUCCACUUUACGAAAAGCUCAGGCUCACGAUCAGACAACACUACGAGCCCGGCAACAAUUUGAAAUACCAAGCAUGUCUACGUCAAAACCGAAAGCGAAGCCGACACAUGGGCGACCCAGUCCAGCGAACGCGUAUAAAUCACGGGUUCAAUCGCUUUUCGAUGACCUCGAUGAACUACCAGAGUCAUCUCGGAUAAAUUACUCUAUAUCUGACAAGUCCAAGGAAUCUCCUGCAAGACAAUCGCCUGUAACAGGCGGAGGGAACAAUUUAGAUGCAAAAAGAUCCCGGCACACCGAAGUGCCCACCUUCUUGGUGUGA